AUGAAAAAGGAUUUGAAAGGAGAAAAAUUUAGAAAUAAAGCUUUGUAAUAAAUAAAAAAUAUGAAUCCUUAAAUUUUAGAGUAGUUUCAAGAAAUUUAAGUAGAAUAAGAUAUAGUUUCCGAGGAUAUUUAACUUUUAGAUGAUUUUAUAAAAAUGGGAUAAUAAGAACCUAAUGAAGAAGGAACUGGAAGAAUUUAAAUAAAAAAGAAUUUUGAUACAAUUGGUAUAAUCAAUUUAAGCCUUGAAAAAUCAGUAAAUUUAAAUGAUAUCAAAUAAUGGAUAAAUACAUAUAUAGGGUUAAAAGUAAACAUUCUUAAUUUGAAAUUGGUUUUGUACUAUGAAAAAAACUUAUAUUAUAUUGAAGAUUUAAAGAAUAAAAAAAAGUACAAAUUAAAAAGAAAUAAAUAUGAAUCUAUAGAUGUAUUUAGUAUUUUCGAUGUUUUAAUAUAAAUUAAACCAUAACAUAUUUGUAGUUUAAUAGCAAUCAUUGAUUAAAAUAUCUUUGAUCCAUUAGAACCAGAAUCAAAUAUUUUAGGAAGAGCAUGUGGAGAUGGAGUUUGUGUUGUUUAAUUUUAAGAUAAUAAAAAAGAGUUUUAUGGUACUAUAGUUCAUGAAUUGAUGCAUACACUUGGAUUUGAUCAUUGUUAUUUAUGGAAUUGUUUAAUGAAUGAAACUGUUGAUUGUUGUAGUAUAAAUUUAUGUAUAAAUGACUUGGAAAAACUCUUUUUGAUUAAAAAAUAUGAUAAAAUUAAGCGAUAUAAAUGCUUACUAAGUUUUUAUAUGAAAGAAGGAUUUAAGGAGGAAAUUUUGUGGGUUUAGAAAAUGAUAAAGCUAUAUGAAAGCUAAAAUUAAUUAAAUUGA
This is a messenger RNA of Paramecium sonneborni, 861 nucleotides long. The record is from the annotation of a GenBank genome assembly. NCBI's taxonomy places the organism in Eukaryota, Ciliophora, Oligohymenophorea, Peniculida, Parameciidae.